ACCCUUUUUAUUUAUUCUUUAUUAGUUGCUGCGCGUAUUUUAUAAUGUUCCAACAAUCUUUUAAAUAUUACAAGGCGAAAUGUAAAACACCCGAUCUAAGCAAUGUAAUUGACUUUGAUCGAUAUGACAAUGAGGAUACAGGACAGCCGAUAUUACAAAAUAGUAUUUCUCUUUGGACAGACAGCAAUUUUUCUCAUAGGUGGAAAAACUAGCGAUGAAACACCAACCGCACUAUACAUCCAUAGCGGCGACGUCUUAAUAAUGUCGGAGGAAUCCCGUCUCUGCUACCACGCAGUGCCUCGUAUUAUUAAAACACAAAGUUCUUGGACUUCCGAACUGCCAAUUAAAGACAUCGAAAUUGAAGAACUAGAAGAGAACUGUUUGGACAAGGCCUUGCUUCAGAAAGUGGGCGACUGGAAUUUCUGGAAGCCUUUUUCAUGGUAUCUUAACGAUUCACGAAUUAAUAUUAAUAUACGACAAGUACUCAAACCAGGCGAAAUUACUCUCUGACAAAUAUAAUAUCAAUCGAAUAUAA
Drosophila subobscura is the source of this 535-nucleotide messenger RNA. It is a transcript of the gene AlkB, whose product is annotated as nucleic acid dioxygenase ALKBH1. The transcript is spliced from 2 exons. Gene Ontology annotation, molecular function: ferrous iron binding; broad specificity oxidative DNA demethylase activity; oxidative RNA demethylase activity. Bases 124 to 510 code for a protein of 128 amino acids. NCBI's taxonomy places the organism in Eukaryota, Metazoa, Arthropoda, Insecta, Diptera, Drosophilidae. The record is from RefSeq and is a predicted model, not a curated record. Gene Ontology annotation, cellular component: nucleus; cytoplasm. Gene Ontology annotation, biological process: oxidative RNA demethylation.